UGAUUCUUUGUAUUUUUGAACCAUUACUUGGAAAGUAACGUAAAAGAUUAAUUGGUUUCUAGUUUGUACAUAUUUUAUGGUAAGUGAGAGAAGGAAGGAAAGACAGAAAUGAUGAGGAUUGCAAGAAUCCAACAACAGCAGCCACUUAAGUGGAUACCUUUGUGGAAGUGGGGUGGAAGGAUUUUCAACAAUUUUCGCAGAAACCAUCGAAAAGCUGAACUAGCAUCCUUAUAAAUUACCCUUUUCCUCGCAUUACCUUCCAAUCAAGAAUCACACAACCCCUUUAGAAUCAUAUUUAUAACUAAGUGUAAGACAGCAACAAUGACGGUGACACCAAUGAUUUCAAUCAAUGAUGGGAACCUCGUGGUUCAUGGGAAGACAAUUUUAACUGGAGUUCCUGAUAACAUUGUUUUGACUCCUGGCUCUGGUGUUGGACCUGUUGCUGGUGCUUUUAUUGGUGCCACCGCUUCUCAUAGCAAAAGUCUCCAUGUUUUUCCUGUUGGGGUUUUAGAGGGUCUUCGUUUUAUGUGUUGUUUCCGAUUCAAGUUAUGGUGGAUGACCCAGAGAAUGGGGAAGUGUGGGAAAGAUAUUCCACUGGAGACUCAAUUCAUGCUAGUGGAAAGCAGGAGUGGUGGUGAAGAAGUUGAUCAAGAUGAUGCACAGACAAUCUACACUGUUUUCCUUCCCUUGCUUGAAGGCCAGUUCCGUGCUGUACUGCAAGGCAACGACAGGAAUGAGAUGGAGAUUUGCCUUGAUAGCGGGGAUAGUGCUGUUGAGACCAAUCAAGGACUUAACCUGGUCUACAUGCAUGCUGGGACUAACCCCUUUGAAGUCAUAAACCAGGCUGUCAUGGCUGUGGAAAAAUAUAUGCAAACUUUUCUUCAUCGGGAAAAGAAAAAGCUGCCCUCUUUUCUUGACUGGUUUGGCUGGUGUACUUGGGAUGCCUUUUACACGGAUGUCACCGCUGAGGGUGUCAAGGAAGGCCUUGAGAGUCUGUCAGAAGGAGGGACUCCCCCGCGAUUUUUGAUCAUUGAUGAUGGUUGGCAACAGAUCGAAAAUAAAGCGAAGGAGGAUGCUAAUGUUGUUGUACAAGAAGGAGCACAAUUUGCAAGUAGGCUUACUGGAAUAAAGGAGAAUUCGAAAUUCCAGAAGAACUGUGAAAAGAACGAGCAGGUGAUUGGACUGAAGCAUGUUGUGGACGAUGCUAAGCAAUGCCACAAUGUGAAGUAUGUUUAUGUAUGGCAUGCUUUGGCUGGUUACUGGGGUGGAGUUAAACCAGCAGCUGCUGGUAUGGAGCAUUAUGAUACUGCACUGGCUUAUCCGGUUCAAUCUCCUGGUGUUAUAGGCAACCAACCUGACGUUGUUAUGGACAGCCUAUCAGUUCAUGACCUUGGUUUAGUGCAUCCAAAGAAGGUUUUCAACUUCUACAAUGAGCUCCAUGCCUAUUUAGCAUCAUGUGGGGUUGAUGGAGUAAAAGUUGAUGCUCAGAACAUUAUUGAAACACUUGGUGCUGGCCAUGGUGGAAGAGUGUCUCUCACCCGUAGCUAUCACCAAGCUCUUGAGGCCUCAAUUGCAAGAAACUUCCCUGACAAUGGAUGUAUUGCCUGCAUGUGUCAUAACACUGAUGGAAUCUAUAGUGCCAAGCAGACUGCUGUAGUGAGAGCUUCUGAUGAUUUCUAUCCUCGGGAUCCUGCUUCCCACACCAUCCAUAUCUCCUCUGUGGCUUACAACACUCUAUUCCUUGGCGAAUUUAUGCAACCAGACUGGGAUAUGUUCCAUAGUUUACACCCAGCUGCCGAGUAUCAUGGGGCUGCUCGUGCUAUUGGUGGAUGUGCAAUCUAUGUCAGUGAUAAACCAGGGAACCACAACUUUGACCUGUUGAAGAAGCUGGUCCUCCCUGAUGGAUCUGUCCUCCGUGCCCAACUUCCAGGCCGGCCAACACUUGACAGCCUCUUUGCUGACCCAGCAAGAGAUAGAACUAGCUUACUCAAGAUCUGGAAUGUGAACAAAUGCACCGGUGUAGUAGGUGUCUUCAACUGCCAAGGUGCGGGGUGGUGCAAGAUUGAGAAGAAGACCCGCAUUCAUGAUGAAACUCCAGGUACCCUCACGGGCUCUGUUUGUGCCAGUGAUGUUGAUUGCAUUGCAAAAGUUGCUGGUGCAAAAUGGAAUGGGGAAACCGUGGUGUAUGCCUACAAAUCAGGGGAGCUGGUUCGGUUGCCUAAAGGUGCUUCAGUGCCAGUGACACUGAAAGUUCUUGAAUAUGAACUCUUCCAUUUCUGUCCUAUCGAUGAUAUCGCUUCCAACAUUUCAUUUGCACCAAUAGGCUUGCUUGACAUGUUCAACACAGGCGGUGCUGUGGAGCAGGUUGAAAUCCAUAUGACUUCUGACAAGGCGCCAGAGCACUUUGAUGGUGAAGUCUCCUCAGAGCAGACUACUUCUCUCAGGGAGAACCGGUCUCCGACUGCAACCAUUGCACUGAGAGUCAGGGGCUGCGGACGGUUUGGUGCUUACUUUUCCCAGCGCCCUCUAAAAUGCACUGUGGGCAAUGCUGACACUGACUUCAAUCAUGACUCUGCCACUGGGCUAUUGACCAUGACUCUCCCUGUAGCAGAAGAGGAAAUGUACAGAUGGCCUGUGGAGAUACAGGUUUAAGCAGAUUGAAGUAAUGACAUUUUAUUAAUAUCGAGUGGAAUAUCACCAUUCUUAGGAGGGUGUCCUGCAUGCAUGGAGGUAGGGAUGAUGGCGGCGCAUGACUUGCAAAAGUGAUGGAUGUAAAUUGCAUAGCAUGGAGUGAGAGAGACCCCCUUGCAUUGAUGAAUAACCAAUGGGCAUGAUAUUGCUGUAUUCCAUUUAUCAAUAAUAGAAGUUCCUUUCUUUCUAUA
Messenger RNA from Populus euphratica (Euphrates poplar), 2882 nucleotides. RefSeq names its product probable galactinol--sucrose galactosyltransferase 2. The record is from RefSeq and is a predicted model, not a curated record. Gene Ontology annotation, molecular function: raffinose alpha-galactosidase activity. The transcript has 14 exons. NCBI's taxonomy places the organism in Eukaryota, Viridiplantae, Streptophyta, Magnoliopsida, Malpighiales, Salicaceae. The coding region runs from base 322 to 2652 and encodes 776 amino acids.